UUGUCUCCCUUCCUACCCCUAGCAUCCAAACCCAACAUUGCUGCCCAAGACCUGCAUCAGACUCAGCACGCCAUCUUCAGCUGCCUGGCUCAUGGCUCUACUGCUCAACUUGAUGCUUGCCAUCUCAACCAUUUUCAUUGGAUCCUGCCUCUCGGAGUCUCCAUCCAAAGUGCGGCUAGUAGGAGGUGCCCACCGCUGUGAAGGGCGAGUAGAGGUGGAACGCAAUGGCCAGUGGGGGACUGUGUGUGAUGAUGGCUGGGACCUGAACGAUGUGGCUGUGGUAUGCCGGGAGCUGAAUUGUGGAGCAGCCACCAAAGCCCAAAGUGGUACAUCAUAUAAGCCACCAGCACCAGAGGAGCAAAAAGUUCUUAUUCAAGACGUUAACUGCAGUGGGAUGGAAGACACGUUGUCUCAAUGUGAGCAAGAUGAUGAUGUUUAUAAUUGCCCACAUACGGAAGAUGCUGGGGCACAGUGUGAGAACCCAGACAUCGAUAGCCCCUUCAUCCCAGAGAAUGUGCGACUAGUAGACGGCCCGGGACGCUGCCAGGGUCGAGUGGAGGUGUUGCACCGGCUGGAGUGGAGCAGUGUGUGCAAAGCAGGAUGGAAUUUACGGGCUUCCAAGGUGGCGUGCAGGCAGCUGAGAUGUGGGCGGGCGCUACUGACCCACACAUGUUGCAACAAGAAGACUCAGGGCAAAGGGCCCAUCUGGAUGAGCCAGAUGUCAUGUGCUGGACAAGAAGCAAACCUUCGGGACUGCCCUUUUAGGUCUUUGGAGAAAAAUUGUACCCAUGAUGAGGACGCAUGGGUGGAAUGCGAAGAUCCCUUUGAGCUGAGGCUGGUAGGAGGAGACAACCCCUGCUCUGGGAGGUUGGAGGUGCUACACCAGGGUACAUGGGGCUCUGUCUGUGGUGAUGGCUGGGGAGAGAAGGAGGACCAAGUGGUAUGCAAGCAGCUGGGCUGUGGGAAGCCCCUCGUUCCAUCCUUCAAAGCCCGAAAAAGCUACGGACCUGGGGCAGGCCGUAUCUGGCUGGAUGAUGUCGUUUGCUCAGGGGAGGAGCAGUCCCUGGAGUCCUGCCGGCACAGGUUCUGGGGGUAUCAUGACUGUACCCACGAGGAAGAUGUGGCGGUGAUCUGCUCAGAAAGUAUCCCGAACUUUGAUGGGUAACCUGGAUCCCUGCCUGACCUGGAUCCCUGCUGCUUGCUCAGUUAGGCCCUGAUUGUCCAAGUGGUUAUAACCGGCCACAGACUUAGCCACCUCCGCUGAGCCUCUUAGGAGAGUGAACAAUGUGCUCAGCUCUUGAUCUCAGGGAUCCCCUCUCCCAUAAUCACCUCAAGAGAUGAGCCGCUGAGCUCCCUUGCUGAAGAAGUGCUUCUGGUUGCCCUGUGCUCACUGUUGACCCCUUAGUAUUGGUUCCAGUCUUUACUUUCUCUUUCUAGCCUAACCUGCAACUCUCGGGCCUGACGUGGGAUCAGUUGUACAGGCCAUGACUAAGGCCCAGUCUAUCUGUAAACAACACUUAGGAUAUGAUAACAAAAGGAGAACAUGAAAAGGAAUGUGGGUAGACAGUAUUUUGGAGGUAGGGGAGAAAAUAGACUUCUUCGAAUGCUUUUUAAAUUUUAUAACAAGAGAAAUGACCAUAAUAAUAAUGCUUCACUACCCUGCCAUCUCUCAGAGAAAGUAGCAGAGUGGUUUCCUGUAGGCCUCAAAUGUUACUCCUUGAGUUCUAAAUGUCUACCCAAACCCCAUAUGUUUGAAGUCUGCUGUCUGAUACAACAGUAUUCUGACAUGGGGCCUUUGGGAUCUAACCGCAUCACGUGGUCUGAUCCCUCAGCCCUUAAUGUGCAGAUUACUCACUGGUGAAUCCACUGGGAGGUGGUAGAAACUUCAGGGGUUGGGACCUAGUUAGAAGAAGGAGGUCAUUGGGGUGUGCCUUUAGAAGGAGAUAUUUUGUUCACAGCUUGAUCCCCUGCCCAUGUUCAAGGGUUGGUUCUAUGUCUUAGCUAUUGUGAAUCAUGCUGCAAUAAAGAUGAGUGUGUACGUA
This is a messenger RNA of Peromyscus eremicus (cactus mouse), 2042 nucleotides long. RefSeq names its product CD5 molecule like (gene Cd5l). Gene Ontology annotation, cellular component: membrane. Bases 92 to 1165 code for a protein of 357 amino acids. The transcript has 6 exons. Lineage: Eukaryota; Metazoa; Chordata; Mammalia; Rodentia; Cricetidae. The record is from RefSeq and is a predicted model, not a curated record.